Molecule: messenger RNA, 1780 nt
Organism: Aedes albopictus (Asian tiger mosquito)
Lineage: Eukaryota; Metazoa; Arthropoda; Insecta; Diptera; Culicidae
Product: pickpocket protein 28-like
Exons: 4
Biological process (GO): sodium ion transmembrane transport
Cellular component (GO): plasma membrane
Molecular function (GO): ligand-gated sodium channel activity
Source: RefSeq, a predicted model, not a curated record
UCUUAUAAUAAAGAUGUUCAUACUAACAAAGUUAAUUGGAAGGUAUGAUUACAAACUCUAUGCAUUUAUUGUAAUCAUGACCUUCUAUCAACAAGUGACAUCACCCUUCAUCAAAUCAUGAUAUUAAACACACACUUGACAUGCAACGAACCGCACAAAAGCGUAGCAUUAUAAAUAGGUUUAUCAAAUGUAUCAUUUCCACGGACCCAGUCGUCACGAAACAAUGUCCACCACAAACCAUGGAUUCCUUAGCAAUCUCUGGACCGAGUAUUGCCAACGCUGUUCCAUCUAUGCAAUGCGGCAUCUGAUCACGAAAUUGCACAUCGGGGAACGCAUGUGGUGGUUUCUUUGGAUUGGACUCGCGAUUGUGGGGUGUUUCGUGUCUAUGGUGGAUUUGUACGAUAAGUGGAACGAAAGUCCUGUGCUCAUCAGCUACGAUCGAAGGUUACUACCGGUCUGGGCUGUGCCGUUCCCGGCUGUAACUGUUUGCCCGAUGGCUCGAGCUCAGGUGCAGCUGUUCAAUUCUUCGGAUGUGUUUUUCCGGGUUGACGAGGAAGGUAUCAGCAACUUGGAAUAAGGAUUGUAUUUAAGAUUGCGGGCGUUGCUUCAUGUCUGUCCUUACAAGUCGGAUUACUACGAGUAUAACGAUUCAUUACCAGUGAACUUCGUCAGCAUUUUACAGAACAUCGCCAUACCGUUCGAAGAUAUGUUUGUCUCUUGUCAAUUCCGAAACUAUUUGGUGGAUUGUGACACGUAUUUGUCUCAGUCGAUCACUGAUAGUGGAGUUUGCUACACUUUCAACGCCAUCGACUCAGAAGAGCUGCUGAGAACUGAGAAUCUUCAAAGCGAAUAUUUGUAUUCAAAUGCGUACAUGGACUCCAGUAACUGGACGCUAGAAGAUGGAUACUUGGACCCAUUUGAGUUGGAUACGUACCCCCUGCGGCCUGUUGGUGGAGGUUUGGUCACAGGGCUGGUGCUUAUAAUGAAAACCAAAAAGCAAGACAAGGAUUAUUUUUGCGAAGGCCCUGUUAUUGGAUAUAAAAUUAGCAUUCAUUCACCGGACGAAAAGCCAUCGGUACAAAACAGAUUCUACCGGCUAUCACAUUCAAGUAUUUUGACGUUAAGUGUUUAUCCGGAACUGACUUAUAUUUCCCACAGACUGAAGCGGCAUUCUUACACUAGACGACAGUGUUAUUUUAGCGAUGAACGAUAUCUCCGCUAUUUCAAACUUUACAACAGGAAAAAUUGUCUGGAAGAAUGCAUUUCGAAUGUAACUGCCCAUGAGUGUGGCUGCGUUGGAUUCGCUUCACCCCGGAGUCCUAAUAUACCGGUCUGCGACGGCAAAGACCUAUCCUGUCCGUCCAUAUCAUUCUACAGGCUUCUCAAACGAAUGAACCUCUCCGACCGCGACAACACACUCGAGGAACCAUGUGGUUGCCUCCCGGCAUGCACAACGUUGCGAUUCAACGCGGAACUUUCCGACCUACCGUGGAACUUUGAGGCGUAUGCAAGGGCUGCUGGAUUGUCGACUGAACAGUAUGACUACAUUGAUCCUGCAGUAUUGGUGGUAUCACUCAAGACUAAAUGGCUACUGCCACUGAAGCGCCGUGAAAUGUUCGGUAUGGUGGAUUUGUUGGCCAAGUUCGGUGGGCUGUUUGGACUCGUGAUGGGUGCCAGCGUGAUCAGUAUGCUCGAAGUUGUGUAUUAUUGUAUCAUCCGGCCGUGGCGGAAUGACUAUCCUGAGUCCACUGUUCAGCAGGUGUUGCCCUGGGUAGAAUAA